AGCGGUGGACGAGAAAAUGCUUUUGCAUGGAAAUUGAAACAAAGUCCGCUUUGCGAAAAGCUCUUUAUUGCUCCGGGGAAUCCAGGCACAGCUGCAUUUGGAGAGAACGUGAAUAUCAGCGCCACCGAUUUUGAUGCGUUGAAGGCAUUUGUGUUAGCCAAUCAAGUGCAAAUGGUAGUGGUUGGUCCGGAAGAUCCAUUGGUAAAAGGUAUAUACGAUUUUUUUGCGAAUGAUGAACAAUUGCAGUCGAUUCCGGUGAUUGGUCCUUCGAAAGUGGCGGCACAACUAGAAGGCAGCAAGGCAUUUGCCAAGCGCUUUAUGGAGCGACAUCAAAUUCCAACUGCCGGUUAUCGCGAAUUUAACUUAGAGAAUUUAGAAGAAGGCUUGCGCUAUAUUGAUCAGAACAGCGGGCCGUAUGUAUUAAAAGCCGAUGGAUUAGCCGCAGGGAAAGGAGUGCUGAUUAUUGAAGACCAACAAGAGGCGAAAGAGGCGUUGCGCGAAAUGAUUGCGGAGAGUAAAUUCGGGAAAGCUAGCGAUACUGUAGUAAUUGAGCAGUUUCUGAAAGGAAUAGAAUUUUCUGUGUUUGUGAUGACCGAUGGUGCUAAUUAUAAACUGUUGCCGAAUGCGAAGGACUACAAGCGGGUAGGAGAAGGAGAUAAAGGCUUGAAUACAGGCGGCAUGGGCGCUGUUUCUCCGGUACCUUUUGUUACCGAAAAAUUAAUGGAGCGGGUGGAGCGUACGAUUAUUCAACCAACAGUAAAUGGAUUGGCUGCUGAAAAAAUCAUCUACAAAGGCUUUAUUUAUGUGGGGUUGAUUUUAGUAGGCAAUGAACCGUAUGUGAUUGAAUACAACUGCCGCAUGGGCGACCCGGAAACAGAAGUGGUGAUGCCGAGAUUAAAAUCGGAUUUGGUGGAAUUGUGCGUAGCUAUUGGUAACGGAACAUUGAAUACAAAAGAAGUAGAAAUUGACACGCGUGCUGCUACAACAGUGAUUUUGGCUUCCGGUGGCUAUCCUGAAGAUUUUGAAAAAGGGAAAACAAUUGCCGGAUUGGCUGAAGCUGCUGCUAUGCAGGAUGUGCUUGUGUUUCAUGCCGGUACAAAACGCGAAGACGAUAACAUUGUGACCAGUGGAGGACGUGUAUUGGCGAUAACGGCCUACGGAGCAAAUGGAAAAGAUGCUGUUUCAACAGCAUUAAAAGCAUCCGCACAAAUUCAAUUCGAAAGGAAGUAUAAUCGGAACGAUAUUGGGUAUGAGUUUUAU
Darwinula stevensoni is the source of this 1260-nucleotide messenger RNA. The record is from the annotation of a GenBank genome assembly. NCBI's taxonomy places the organism in Eukaryota, Metazoa, Arthropoda, Ostracoda, Podocopida, Darwinulidae.